Etheostoma cragini (Arkansas darter) is the source of this 3167-nucleotide messenger RNA. It is a transcript of the gene chrna2b, whose product is annotated as cholinergic receptor, nicotinic, alpha 2b (neuronal). The record is from RefSeq and is a predicted model, not a curated record. Gene Ontology annotation, cellular component: postsynaptic membrane; synapse; neuron projection. NCBI's taxonomy places the organism in Eukaryota, Metazoa, Chordata, Actinopteri, Perciformes, Percidae. The transcript is spliced from 6 exons. The coding region runs from base 714 to 2381 and encodes 555 amino acids. Gene Ontology annotation, biological process: regulation of membrane potential; monoatomic ion transmembrane transport; chemical synaptic transmission. Gene Ontology annotation, molecular function: acetylcholine-gated monoatomic cation-selective channel activity; transmembrane signaling receptor activity.
AGAUGAAAUACGCGAAGUACUCAGAUGUAUCCGGUCUUCUCAUAGUGGAUGAUGCUCGAUGAUUUUGUGGACCUAAUAGACCAAAGUGGUCGUUAAAAAUGCUUCUCAUCAUGGAAUAGAGCUAAUUUAGCAUUGUAAAUGGUUAUCGAUACCUUAGAUUAGAAAAGGAAGGACGCGUAAAUUAUUGGCACCGUGCGUAAAAGGGUGGAAUGUGUUUGGAUAAUAUAUACACAGCAACAAACCGGACAAAUUCAUUUCCUGAUACCUUAUUUGUAAAGGCAGUGUUGAACUUGCACUUCUGCAAAUACACCGGAGGUAAGGUACGGUGUUAAAGUGCCGCUGCCCUGUUUCAGCACCGGAUGGCUCACGGACUCAGUGCGCGGACAGGCUUUUGGAUCGCGGAAACAAGAGUUGCGUUUACUCGCUCUCAUUCGGUCUAAGCAGGGCUAAAGUGUGAAGAGUGACACACAUACACAUUGUUGUAGAGUUGUAGGGAAAAGACAGUGAAGUUAUUCAUAAAGCGUAUCGUCCCCGCCCACAGACCUAAACGGGCUAUAGCCUACAGUAUGAUAAAGUUGUCCUGAUAUGACUCCCAACUGCGAAGAUGACAGAUUUUGCUCACCAAUCACGAUUUCAAGGUAACGUUUUGACAGCGGACGUUAACACUUACGUGCUCUCCAGUGAAGUUGGACUUCUUUUAAGCAGAGUCGAAAAUGGGACAAAGCAACCACCUGUUCUCUGUGAGGACGGCUAUUCUCUGCUCGCUACUCUUGUGUCAGUCAGUUCUUUGUCAUGAAAAGACCCACUCGCACGCUGAGGACGAGCUCUUCAAGACGCUGUUCGCUGGUUACAACAAGUGGUCGAGACCCGUGCCCAACAUCUCUGACGUGGUCAUUGUCAAGUUCGGACUGUCCAUAGCGCAGCUUAUUGAUGUGGAUGAGAAGAACCAAAUGAUGACAACCAAUGUGUGGCUUAAACAGGAGUGGAAUGACUACAAACUUCGCUGGAAACCAUCUGACUACGAUAACGUAACGUCCAUAAGAGUGCCGUCAGAGCUCAUAUGGGUACCAGACAUCGUCCUCUACAACAACGCUGACGGUGAGUUUGCUGUGACCCAUAUGACGAAAGCUCACCUAUUCCACAAUGGGAAGGUCCGCUGGGUCCCUCCUGCCAUUUACAAGAGCUCCUGCAGCAUCGAUGUCACCUUCUUCCCCUUUGAUCAACAGAACUGUAAAAUGAAAUUUGGCUCCUGGACGUACGACAAGGCCAAGAUCGACCUGGAGCGAACUGAAAACGUGGACCUAAACAACUACUGGGAGAGCGGCGAGUGGGCCAUCAUAAACGCGGUGGGGACAUACAAUACAAAGAAAUAUGACUGCUGCCAUGAGAUCUACCCAGACAUCACCUAUUUUUUCAUCAUUCGAAGGCUUCCCUUGUUUUACACCAUCAACCUCAUAAUCCCCUGUUUGUUGAUCUCUUGCCUCACUGUUCUGGUUUUCUAUCUACCCUCAGACUGUGGCGAGAAGAUCACCUUGUGCAUCUCUGUGCUGCUGUCCCUCACUGUUUUCCUUCUCCUCAUCACUGAGAUCAUACCGUCCACAUCCCUCGUCAUCCCACUCAUCGGCGAGUACCUCCUCUUCACCAUGAUUUUCGUCACCCUCUCCAUCGUCAUCACUGUCUUUGUGCUGAACGUGCACCAUCGCUCUCCAAGCACUCACAAGAUGCCCCGCUGGGUCCACUCCGUGUUCAUGGACCUGAUCCCACGCUGGCUGUUCAUGCGACGGCCUGCGCCAGAUGGCCGGCGUCACAGGCUCUUGCUGCUGCAACAGGAAGCAGCCGUGGAGCGGCAGCAUGGCCGGAUUGCCGGGUACAAAUCUGGCAAGUGCCUCAGCACCUCGGUGAACUGGUUAAGAGAUGGGACCACGACAGAAGAUCCUCUGAGAAGCUCCUUUGAGGAUUUAGAGCUGGGAACACUGACGUCGUACUUCUCCUUCCGCCCUCCUUCGCCCAGACCGCCCGGGUCGACUCCCCCAUCACAACAGAAAAACCCACAGAACAGCCAGAACCGACAGGAGGGGGCCGCAGUGACCAACAGACAUUUAACAGGGGCCCGAGUCAAUCCCACUCAGAGGCCAACUAAAAUUGAUAAACCAGUAUCAGACUCAGCUAUUCUGCUGUCGCCAAAUGUUUUACGUGCUCUGGAAGGGGUGCACUACAUUGCAGACCAUCUGAGGGCAGAGGAUGCAGAUUUCAGCGUGAAAGAGGAUUGGAAGUAUGUUGCCAUGGUGAUUGACCGCAUCUUCCUGUGGAUGUUCAUUAUUGUGUGCCUGCUUGGGACCAUUGGCCUCUUCCUUCCCCCUUGGCUAGCUGGCAUGAUCUAGCUCUUGUGAGAAGGUGUGAAAAAUCCAUAACCACCACUAGUUAGUGAAGUCUGACAUUCAACAUUUAGCUAAACUCUACUUCAGGACUUGGAAUAUGACAUGUUUGUGUAAUGUUGGCCUCAUGAGGCUAUGUUACUCUUUGCACACCACCAAAAAGUUAAUUUUAGAGCUAAUUUUUUAUCCUAAUUAAGUAGUGUGGCUAUUUUGGCUAUCUCAGUCCAAGCUCGUCACUUGGCUAAAUUUUCAUCUGUCUAAGCGGCACUUUGUCAGCCUCAGGUGAACUUCCCCUGCCUGUAAUGUGUCAGGUUUGACCUGAAUGCUAACAUUAGCAUGUUAACCAAGAGUUGGAAAUUGUUACCUGCUAAUGCUUAGCACAGUGUAAGAUUAGGCACGUUGGCAUUCUAAUGUUAGUAUGUUAACGUGCCAAUGUUUAGUAUAUUGUGUCUUUAGCAUGUUAGUUAUCGUAACACGUUAGUUAAUUAGCAUGGCACCAGCAUCAGUGUUGGGAAUGGUGUUGCAGUAAUGUUAUCACUUCUGUUGUUUGAGGAAAUACAAUUUUAUAUUCAGUAACCUAAUUACAUUUACUAGUAAGGCUGGGAUCAGUUACGCCAUUGGUCUAGCUGUUAAUGGCCAGUAGCUAAAUGGCUGCAAUGGCUCGAUUGGCUGCUUCACAAAGUGUGCGAGUGUGGCAGCUUUAGAGUCUAGGUACAAGAAAUGUAACUAACUUACUGAUAGUGUUUGGUUACCAGUAAAGUAAUGUGAUUUUUUUUUUCCAAUUACCAAUAA